UGAGAUGAAAAAAAACAGUCUUUAGAUGCUUACAUAAACAAUCAUGCUUGUCACUGUAGUUUUUCGCGGAAUUCAAUCACAAUGUUUCUGCGGGAUAACACUUGGAGAUAUAAUCGCUUCAUCAUAUCCUGUCCGAGAGGAAACCCGAGUUGUUGAACUACAUCGAAGCACAGCAGGCCCGUGGUUGCUCGCUGGUAUGGGCAACGCAGCGCUGGUUAGGCCAAACGCCCGUUUCCAGCAUAUUGAUCUUGCCAUCAGAGUGCAGUUUAAAUUUAUUGAUCGAACCCAAGGAAUCAAUACAUCCAGCUUUUGGGAUUUCGUGUGGACGGCGAUUCCAGUUACGUUUCGG
Messenger RNA from Dicrocoelium dendriticum, 349 nucleotides. The record is from the annotation of a GenBank genome assembly. Lineage: Eukaryota; Metazoa; Platyhelminthes; Trematoda; Plagiorchiida; Dicrocoeliidae.